Messenger RNA from Lactuca virosa, 626 nucleotides. The record is from the annotation of a GenBank genome assembly. Lineage: Eukaryota; Viridiplantae; Streptophyta; Magnoliopsida; Asterales; Asteraceae.
AUGGAAGAAGAGGAGUACAAUGACAUGAUGGAACAACGAAAGCUCCCUCCGAAGUCGCAACCGCAGAAAGUUCCCUCGCCAUAUUCGCCGCCGCCGUCAACACCACCAUCGCCACCGAUCGACCGAGAUAUGGGAGCAGCACAAGCGAUGAAGAGAAUCCCCCGGAUCAAGUUUCCUCAGCGUCAUCCGGCGCCUUCUGGUUCUGCUACUCAGACCCAAGCAACACCUGUUGCCAAUGAUGUUCCUUCAAGCUUUUUCUCAAAAUCUGCUCCAUCUGAAAAAACUCUAGGGGGAAAAGCAUCUCUUCAGCCCAAAAGAACACCAAUGUCUCAAGAAGAGAUUGAUGCUAUUAUGUUGGGAGGGUGCUUAUGAAGCUGAUGAUCAAGCUUCAAGAAGAGAGAAGAGUCAUGUUUCGAUUUUAAGUUCUAUGAAAGAUUCCUGUAUGUUAUGAGAAAUCUAAACCAUUUUCACGUUUUGUCCAUAAAGGUAUGGUUGAAUAUGAACUCUCCAUUUUAUAUAUAUUAGGUAUGUUUUUAUGUUAUUUAUCAUGGUAUUUUGUCCCUCAAUGUAAACAAAGAAUUGGGCUUUUGUUGCUUAAAUUCCCAAUUUCAGAGGUUUUGGGAAUA